This is a messenger RNA of Thamnophis elegans (Western terrestrial garter snake), 1485 nucleotides long. It is a transcript of the gene SPMIP4, whose product is annotated as chromosome Z C7orf31 homolog. The coding region runs from base 1 to 1485 and encodes 494 amino acids. Gene Ontology annotation, cellular component: centrosome. NCBI's taxonomy places the organism in Eukaryota, Metazoa, Chordata, Lepidosauria, Squamata, Natricidae. The transcript has 7 exons. The record is from RefSeq and is a predicted model, not a curated record.
AUGGAGGUGUGUCCAAGAAUGACCUAUUACAAUGAUGUACAAGAUGGAGAUUCUGUAGUAAUGAAAACUUUGGAAUCCACUGAUCACUUAACUCCACUGCACAUCCCUCCAGGCCCACCUAUAUUCUCAAAAAGAUUUGAGGAACUAAGGAAAACAUUUCAGCUCUGCAAAUCAAUCUUGAAAGGAAGUCAAGAACCUAGAGAAACUGAGCCUAUGCUACCUGAAUAUCACAGAAACUAUGAACCACCUUACAAGUUUACUCAUGGACCGUGCUCUGAGGAGGAUACCAAAAAUGUUCCAUUAAGGUGUGCAAGGUAUCUAAAAUAUAAGGCACCAGGUGCUCUACUCAUAGAGGGCCGAUUUCGUCCUUUUCAUCCUUAUGUCCAUGGCAACACUGAUAUCCAAGUUGGCCCCAAUAAAAAGGAAGAUGCUAAUGAAUCUAUCUAUAGAGAAGCUGUGACGUGUUCACGUCAUGUCACUGAAGGAAUCGAUCACCAAGAUGAAACUCCUAAAUCAACAUUCCAGCCUCCAGAACCUGAUCUUUCACCUCGGGCUGCCAAUAUACUAGAAAACGUAAAGAAAGCUCUUUGGCUAUCUGCAUACAAGCGAGACUACACAGGUAGAGGGCGUAUGAACCCAUUGCAGCUAGAUGACUAUGAUGCCAAGCUUAUUGGCAGAACAACAGGAGAACUGGGCAAAAGUGUGGAUCUUAAAGAAUCCCUUCAUUCAGAUAUGUCUCAAGUAAGGCCGUUGGAAGGACGAAUUGCCCGUGUCCUUCAACGCAGGAAGUCACAUCAUCAACAUCCACAUGCUACAGAGAACUAUGAGUCACCACUUCAUUCAAGAGACCAUUGCAGCAUAAACUGGCAUUCAGAGGGAAUGCACAAUAGUGAGAAAGCACCCCUGAGUCCCCCCAAAGUAAGUCAAAGGGACAAUUACCUGCUCAACAAUUGGAUUCAGUCUGAAAUAGCUUGCCAGGAAGAAAACAGUCAAGAUAAGAAACUGCUCUCGAACAGAUUUCGGAAAAUUACCGAUACCUGGAAAACAGAUCAAUUGUACCAUAGGCAAAUUACAGUAUCACCUGAACCAGAUCCAAUUCUAAAGCCUGCUGAAUCCGUUUACUAUGAAGAUUUGCAACCCUCUCAUUUAAACAGAUAUAUUGUGUGGCAUAAUCCUGCCAUUCUCAGUAAGCCAGCCACAACCUCAACACAACUGAAGUGUGAAAGGUGUAGUAAACCAGAUUCCGAAUGUGCUUCUAGUGUCGGAGAGAUUAUAACAAGCUGCAAUCCAUCCUCAGACUGGAUGCCUAAUUGUGGGAUGGUUCGACCUCAGACAAAAUUACUUGAUAUCCAGGAUUCUUUUACAAAGGGAGAAGCCAUCAAGUACUUGAACGAUCUUACAAGGCGGGGACUAAGAGACCUGAGGGAUCAUGACAGGUAUGGCAGAAAGCAUAAAUUCCAGGGCAUCCAUGCUUUCUUUUUGUAA